This is a messenger RNA of Paraglomus brasilianum, 1653 nucleotides long. NCBI's taxonomy places the organism in Eukaryota, Fungi, Glomeromycota, Glomeromycetes, Paraglomerales, Paraglomeraceae. The record is from the annotation of a GenBank genome assembly.
AUGAAAUUCUCGGUUAAGGGCCUUACCCAAUCAAUUAUAGACAAGAAGGACGACUAUAAAGACAAUACUACUAUUGCAACCUUACCAGCCUUUGAACCUCACCCACCCCCUCCACAAAGUGACUACACUUUUUCCUACAGCAUGUCUAGCUUCGCAUAUGAAGGCCCCAAGAAGGAUCCAUUUAGUUGGACGGCCGCUACAAGGAAGCAUUCGAAAGAAAAAGGUUCCCAUUCUCGUAGUAGAACUGAUUAUGAUGAUGAUUGCUACGAUGACUCGAAUAAGUUAUCCGCAGAUGUCAAUGGUUCUUAUUCACGCCCUAGAACUGCUUACGAUUUCUAUGACAGCGUGAAAAAGAUAUCCACAGAUGGCGACAGUCCACGCCCUAGAACUACUUACGAUUACUUUGAGGACAUGUCGAAAAAGUUAUCCGCAGAUAUCGACAAUUCUCAUCUACGUUCUGGAACUAGUUAUGGUUUUCAUGACGAGUCAAAGAAGAUCUCUGCAGAGGGAUACAGAAAUACGGGCAUGGUAGUAGUAAAGGAUGUGUAUGUUGCACCUGAAAAGCCAUCCACCCGUCUUCCUGAAUCUGCAUACAAUCCAACAAAGACUUCAUCGAAAACGAAAUCCUACGGACCAUAUCCCUCAUUAGAUUCCUCCGACUUUUCUUAUUCUCCCUACCCCGAUCCCCAAACUUCUUACAAUAAUCCAUCAAUUAGCUCAACAGGAACAAGUGCAAUGCCUUUCCCAGUUCCUAACCCAAUUAUAGACCAUGACUACAACAUCGAGCCACCACCACCAUAUUCAGAGAUCGCAUUCUCCCAUAGCGGUGGAAACGGCAUCAGACAGGAACGUUACCCUGACGACACCAGGCAGGAACGUUAUCCUGAAGACAAGAAGGAUCGUUACGGUGACGAUACCAAGGGACGUAUCGGUGGCGAUACCAAGAAGGAACGUCGUCGGAGACCACGCCCUAUAACUGAAUUGAGAGAGUGUGAAAUAUGCUGUUCUGAGAAAGAAUUAACGGAAUUUAAACCAAUAACAGAAAAGUGCGCACAUGCCGCUUCUGUAUGUUUGCGUUGCAUCGAACUACACAUCAGACAUGAGGUGUACGACAAAGGAAAGACAGAAAUCAAGUGUCCUGGCCUUGAUGGAACGAAAACUUGUCAGGGAAUAAUGGAUCACCACAACUUAAAAGAGUUUGCUACUGACGAUGUAUUCAAAAGACUUGAUCAGCUCAAGACCACUUACGCUCUUGCUGCGAUACCUGAUUUCUACUGGUGUAAAAACCCCGACUGCCAAUCAGGACAAAUACACAGUGACGGAGAAGCAAUUGAGCCUCAACCAGCCCAACCUACUCUCACACGCAAACAGUUGGCAAAAAUAAAGAAACAGGAAGAGGAUAGACUAAGAAAGCUUGCCAAAGCUGAGCAGGCAACAAAGACAUUCCUCAGUAACAAGACAAAAUCGUGCCCCAAGUGUGGUACCCGCAUUCAAAAGAAUGGCGGAUGUGAUCACAUGACUUGCACUGUGCCCUCUUGCAAACACGAAUUCUGUUGGAAGUGUUUUGCAGACUAUAAGAAGAUUUUGCAGGAUGGAAAUGAGUUUCAUGAAACAUCAUGUAAAUACUAUGCUCCUCCUCCUCCUCCAAGUUAA